Molecule: messenger RNA, 555 nt
Organism: Exophiala bonariae
Lineage: Eukaryota; Fungi; Ascomycota; Eurotiomycetes; Chaetothyriales; Herpotrichiellaceae
Exons: 1
Coding region: 1-555 (184 amino acids)
Source: RefSeq, a predicted model, not a curated record
AUGCAUUUCUCCAGCCUUUUCAGCUCGGCAGCGCUCCUUGCCCUCGCCUCCGCAUCUGUUCUUCCUCUCACGCAAAGAGAUAACUGCAUUCCCGCAGUUACUGCCCACCAGAUCGUUGAUGACUUUAUCAAGACCUUGACGGAAUUUGACGAGAAGAACGCACAGAACCUUCUGGCCGACGCUCACUUCAGCGACACCUCCUCUUCAAUCAAUUUCUUCACCGGAGCACCGCUCGACGGCUACACCUUCCCCAACAAGACUGCGUUCAUUGGUGGUCAAGGUGCACAGCCCCCGGUGGAUGUUAAGCUCAUCAAGAUGGAUUCAGUCACAUGUGAUGGUAUCAUCGCCUUCAGAUGGGUGGCCAACUUCGACAAGACAAUUGCCAAGGGUAUCAAUAUCCUCUAUACCAAACUCGUCGGCACCGACCCCAAUGUGGUUGGGCCAAAGGGUUACCAGAUCCAGACCAUCUUCAGCGAGUUCAACUCGGCUACGUGGAACAUCGGCUUCGGCGGUACCACCACUCCUCCUCAGCAGUCUGCUGUGCUCAAGAUGUAG